Messenger RNA from Arachis duranensis, 1427 nucleotides. RefSeq names its product methyl-CpG-binding domain-containing protein 2. The record is from RefSeq and is a predicted model, not a curated record. Lineage: Eukaryota; Viridiplantae; Streptophyta; Magnoliopsida; Fabales; Fabaceae. Bases 163 to 1128 code for a protein of 321 amino acids. Gene Ontology annotation, molecular function: zinc ion binding; DNA binding. The transcript has 5 exons.
AUUGAGCUCCUUCAUCUUCCUUCUCCUUUGUUUCUUCAGAACACAACAAAACAAAUCUCUCUCUCUCUCUCUCUCUCUCUCUCUGCAUCGCACGGUUUUGUUCUCUUCGGCCAACGAUCCUUCCUUCACAUCCACUUGCACUAGACUUCUGGGAGAAAUCAGAUGCAUCGUGGUAAAUUUUCCCUAACACCUAGGAAUGAAGUCAAAGGCUUAUCGGGUCCAAAUUUAACCAGUUACAAGCAUAGCAGCCCUUCAGAUCCCAUAGAUCUUUCCUCUUCAGAUGAUGAAAAUGACACCUCUAAUAAUGACAUAUCUAAACAAUUAGUCCUUUAUGAUCCCACGGCAAGUGGUCGCAACACACUUGAUCUGUUUCCUGGUGCUAUUCAGUGUACACCUCCGUUGCCUCCAAGAAGCAAACCUCCAAGUACAACUCCCAGAAUCUUGCCAUCAGUUGGUGCGUUCACUGUUCAAUGUGCAUCCUGCUUUAAAUGGAGGCUGAUUCCCACAAAAGAAAAAUAUGAAGAAAUACGGGAGCAUCUACUUGAGCAGCCAUUCAUUUGUCAAAAAGCUCGUGAGUGGCGGCCCGAUGUAUCUUGCGAUGAUCCAGAGGAUAUUUCUCAGGAUGGGAGCCGGGUUUGGGCUAUUGAUAAGCCAAACAUUGCACAGCCUCCAGCUGGUUGGGAGCGACUACUACGGAUCAGAGCCGAAGGAAGCACCAAAUUUGCAGAUGUAUAUUAUGUAGCACCAAAUGGCAAGAGACUCCGCUCAAUGGUAGAGGUCCAAAAGUUCUUGUUGGAGCACCCGGAAUAUAUAAGAGAUGGGGUAACUCUUUCUCAGUUCUCAUUUCAAAUACCAAAGCCAUUGCAAGAAAACUAUGUGAGGAAGCGCUCCCUGAAACUUAAAUCUUCAUAUGAAGACGGCAGACCGGUUGAACCUGAACAAGUGAGUCCACUAGCAUGGGCCGCACCAGAAGACACUGCAAAGUUGCAUGAAGAAAAACCUGUCCCUUUUGCUGCUGUACUGGAUGAUGAUUACCCUCUCAAUCCACCAACAAAGAAGCGAGCGACCGAGAGUUCACUCCAAAAGGAUGUGCCUGACGCUAAUGAAGAUUUUCAACUCAGAAGUUAAUGGUGGAAACUUAAGGCUGCUGAUCCAAAUCUCUGCGUAUUGUUUGGAUGGAUGAUAGCCUCCUUUUUUCGCUUCUUUUUUGGGUGGACAGAUUGCAACUUACUGUAAAAUUUUCUGGUUAUUAGGGAAAUAGGUUUUCAGUUUUUUGUUUAGAACAGGAAAUGAUGUUGUCGAAAAUGAACUGCUACAGAAGAUGAAAGUUGUAUAACCUUUCAAAGUGUAAUCUGAGCCCAUAAAACAAUGUACAGAAGAUGGUACUGUGAUUUACCAGUCUCAAUUGAAGAACUAGUCGAUUUGCA